Messenger RNA from Chelonoidis abingdonii (Abingdon island giant tortoise), 780 nucleotides. It is a transcript of the gene RNF182, whose product is annotated as ring finger protein 182. NCBI's taxonomy places the organism in Eukaryota, Metazoa, Chordata, Testudines, Testudinidae. The record is from RefSeq and is a predicted model, not a curated record. Gene Ontology annotation, molecular function: ubiquitin-protein transferase activity. Gene Ontology annotation, cellular component: cytoplasm. Gene Ontology annotation, biological process: protein ubiquitination.
UUUCGACUCUCAUCAUCACACUUCUACAACCCAUUAGAAGAAAUGAUCAGUCAAAUACCAGAGGAUACUGUGGAGUCCCAGGGCUCAGAUGAGCUUGAGUGCAAGAUCUGUUACAACCGCUAUAAUCAGAAACAGAGGAAACCAAAAGUGCUAGAGUGUUGUCACAGAGUAUGUGCCAAAUGCCUUUGCAAGAUCAUAGACUUUGGGGACUCUCCUCAGGGAGUCAUAGUGUGCCCAUUCUGUAGGUUUGAGACAUGCCUGCCUGAUGAUGAGGUUAGUAGUCUUCCUGAUGACAACAACAUCCUUGUGAAUUUGGCUUGUGGGGGAAAGGGGAAGAAGUGCCUACCAGAUAAUCCUACAGAACUGUUGCUAACUCCCAAAAGGCUGGCGUCUCUUGUUAGCCCUUCUCACGCUUCCUCCAACUGCCUGGUUAUAACCAUCAUGGAAGUGCAGAGAGAAAGCCCACAGACUCUGAACUCCACCCCCGUGGUGGAAUUCUACAGGCCUACGAGUUUUGACUCUGUUGCAACUGUAUCCCACAACUGGACAGUGUGGAACUGUACAACCUUGCUCUUCCAGACCUCAAUUCGAGUGCUCAUUUGGUUGUUAGGUUUGCUAUACUUUAGUUCCUUGCCUUUAGGGAUCUACUUACUAGUGUCUAAGAAAGUUACCCUGGGGGUUGUCUUCGUCAGCCUUGUUCCUUCGAGCCUUGUUAUUCUCAUGGUCUAUGGAUUUUGCCAAUGUGUAUGCCAUGAGUUUCUGGACUGCAUGUCUUCUUGA